CUGCUGGCUUGAUUAUGAUUCCGAAUCAAUUGUCAACCGAAAAAGUUGGCCAGAUUCCUAUAGUGCAACUCGAAAACGCGAAUAAUAUGGACGGCCACGAUCAGCGUGGAGCACCGAUCCCUCGUGUUCAGAGACCGCUCAACAGACGCUGCUUGACUCGAUCGAGAAAAGCAAUUUCUACAACUGCAACAACCACGGAUACUUCAGAAAAUGACGUCAAGAUGAGAAGAGAUGCAAUGGAGGUUCAGCACUUGGAGCAGUCUAAAUUGGAGCCGGCGAACGAAUCCUUAUCCAAUGAAACUUUCAUUUUCAAAUUGGCCGAGCUAUUGGAAGGACCAUUGAAGCCAUUCAUAGUUGUAUCACCUGAUGAAAUCAUCAAAGUCACAAGAGACUAUCUCGAGAGAAAAGCCAUUGAGCAAGAAGAGCAUCAGUCUGCAAUUUCAGAAUUCUUUCGUUCCCUCAGUCCUAAGAGUCAGUUGAGUCAAUUUUUGCAAAUUUCUCAGGGGACCAGUUUGCCUCACGGUCAGCCAUGCCAAGGGAACACUAGUGAGAGUGUGUACCAUCCAAAUCAAGUGGAAGCUCGGGGUCCAUAUAAUGAGAUUUUCAUGGAAUCGGAGAGAAAGAAGUACUUGGCUCAAUGGAUGGAGGACCCCACUAAUGAAGCUAACCCAUUCAAAAAAUUAAUCGACAUGACAAGUAUCAUCAUGAUCGAAAUUUUGAAUUCUGUUGUUGACAAGAUCCCCAAUGUGGCUCGAUUUGUAAGAGAUUGGGAGGAAAAGUGCGGAAAAAGCAUUAAACAGAUGUGGAUAACAAUUGAGAAUUCAAGCGGUGAUAGAACAGACGACCACACUAUUGUUCAGAAAGAAAUCAAAGAAGUUCCAAUUUUGGCGGAAAUGCUAGGUCAAAAGUCACACGAGGUGUGUUUCCGUCGUCUGUCGCAGCUGAAACAAUUCUGGUUUCUGAAAACUGGCGAGUCGACUGGUUGGUCUCCAAUUAUAUAUCAAGCACGGGUAAUCAACGAUUUAUUACUGGAAAUUAAGUGUAAUGACUGAUUAAAUGUCACUCCAUUCUUGAAUAGGAUGUCUCAAUGUUAUAUGGAUCAGAAGGUGAAUAUAUUCCGAAAACUUCCGAAGAUGGCCGUGACACUGACAAAGAUGUAAAAGAAGAAACUGUCGAAAAAUUGACUCAGCGAGUAUGAGCCUUUCCAGACCAGACCUGAUGGUUGAUUUAUCGAUAAUGACACUAAAAUUUAACUUAUCUCACAUGUAGCCACUUCCCAACCAAAUUUAGUCAAUUUCUAACUGUCAUUAAACUUCAACCACUUUCCUACUAAAUGUAUCGCUUUCUACCCAUCUGACCCCGCUUAUCAACCCAUUUUUGGCCAACUUUUGCCAACUUUUGCCACGUCAAACUAAUUUUUUUGGUCGAUUUCUCAAAAAGAAAAUAUACAAGUUCC
Molecule: messenger RNA, 1456 nt
Organism: Caenorhabditis elegans
Lineage: Eukaryota; Metazoa; Nematoda; Chromadorea; Rhabditida; Rhabditidae
Gene: F18A12.7
Product: FBA_2 domain-containing protein
Exons: 9
Coding region: 15-1052 (345 amino acids)
Source: RefSeq, marked reviewed